UGACUCUUUCGCCUCAUCUACUCCUUUUCAAUCUUGACUGCCUCCACUGCUACGCGCGAUGAAUGUAUAGCCAAUCCACAGCACCAUCGCUCAUCCUCGGGAGAUAUCCGCAGAGUCUGCUAGACUAUGUCCUUGGCAUCUUCGUUGCAUCAGCAUCCGUAUCAUUUAUGGUCUUUGUGAUUGGCCUGUUCGUCAUAUACAAACGACCGCGUAUCUGGAAGAACGUCGCGUUUCGAAUUCUGUUGGUUAUCCAGAUUGUUAACUGCCUACGUUUCAUAUUCCGACUCUCUCUGAGUAGGGCUAAUAUUUCAAACGAAACCGGAUGUCGGAUUUUGCUUGCACUAAACAACGGUACAGUCGGAUUUGCCAUGUACCUUUGCAUGUACAUUGUUGUAUAUCUCCAGCUUACAAUCAUACACUCUCUUUCGCCGUCGAAGGUCUGGCCAAGAGUGCUGCUGAUGGCAAUAUGCGUGCUCUGCUCCUUUGGCCCACAAGUGGUCUAUCUUUUCAUUUCGCCCAGCAAGGUAGGGCUUGAGAGUUUCUGCCGCAUUCCGUUUUAUUCAACCACAGGGUACUUUUACGUGCUCAUCUCGACUGUCAUAGUCUGGUCCUAUGCUGCGGGUAUUGUCAGUCUAGCCAGUAUGGCAGUAAUCUCGAUUCACAUUAUCCGCACCCUGAAAUCUACCAGAAAAUACAUGACAAGUGACGAGUAUACUUACGCCACCCGCAGCUUGGCUUAUGGACGCUCUACAGCGGUGCUUUUGAACAGGGCGCUUCGGACGGUUGUAUGGUUCCCGAUAGCUCCAAUAAUAGCGCUAUGGUUCAAUUCUGCGCUGAUCAUUGCCCGAUAUUACACCCAGAAGCCAAUGCACAAUCUCGAGUACGUAAAUGUCUCCCUGCUUUCACUCAUGCCAUUCUUCAUGGCCGUCGCUUUUUUUGUCAACCCGUUGGUUCUAGACUUUAUUCGCGACUAUGGAAAGUCGUGGAGUAUGACCAGGCGCGAUCUAUCACACCAUGCUCAGAGGCGCAAACCUAGUGAACUCGAGGUUAGGUCAGACUUUUCUACACAGGCAACACUCGGUCGCAGCUCGUAA
Messenger RNA from Linderina pennispora, 1094 nucleotides. RefSeq lists its product as uncharacterized. The record is from RefSeq and is a predicted model, not a curated record. The transcript has a single exon. NCBI's taxonomy places the organism in Eukaryota, Fungi, Kickxellomycota, Kickxellomycetes, Kickxellales, Kickxellaceae. The coding region runs from base 63 to 1094 and encodes 343 amino acids.